This is a messenger RNA of Triticum aestivum (bread wheat), 1516 nucleotides long. Its product is annotated as chalcone synthase 2. Gene Ontology annotation, biological process: polyketide biosynthetic process. The record is from RefSeq and is a predicted model, not a curated record. Gene Ontology annotation, molecular function: acyltransferase activity, transferring groups other than amino-acyl groups. Bases 84 to 1271 code for a protein of 395 amino acids. NCBI's taxonomy places the organism in Eukaryota, Viridiplantae, Streptophyta, Magnoliopsida, Poales, Poaceae. The transcript has 2 exons.
GCAUCCGAGCGCGCCCACAUACAAAUACACGCACGCACGCGCACACUUACUAGCUAGGUAGCCACUAGACAUCCCUGCCGAAGAUGGCGGCGGCGGUGACCGUGGACGAAGUGAUGAAGAUGCAGAGGGCGCAGGGCCCGGCGACGGUGCUGGCCAUCGGUACGGCGACGCCGCAUAACUGCGUGUACCAGGCGGACUACGCGGACUACUACUUUCGCAUCACCAACAGCGAACACCUAACUGAUCUCAAGGACAAGUUCCAGAGGAUGUGUGACAGGUCGAUGAUCCGAAAGAGGUACAUGCACGUGACGGAGGAGAUCCUUAAGGAGAACCCCAACGUCUGCGCGUACAUGGCGCCGUCUCUGGAUGCGCGCCAAGACAUGGUGCUCGGCGAGGUCCCGAAGCUCGGGAAGGAGGCGGCACAUAAGGCCAUAAAGGAAUGGGGCCAGCCACUGUCCAAGAUCACGCACCUCGUCUUCUGCACCACCUCCGGCGUAGACAUGCCGGGUGCCGACUAUCAGCUAACCAAGAUGCUCGGCCUCCACCCGUCCGUGAGGCGCGUCAUGCUGUACCAGCAAGGCUGCUUUGCUGGCGGCACGGUGCUCCGCGUGGCCAAGGACCUUGCAGAGAACAACCGUGGCGCGCGUGUGCUCGUCGUCUGCUCAGAGAUCACAGCCGUGACUUUUCGUGGCCCAUGUGACACCCAGCUAGAUUCCAUGGUUGGCCAGGCACUCUUUGGCGAUGGGGCAGCUGCCGUGGUCGUGGGCGCUGACCCCGACGUGCUUGUUGAAAGGCCACUGUUCCAACUUGUCUCGGCGAGCCAGACAAUACUGCCGGACACGGAUGGCUUCAUCAAGGGCCACCUCCGGGAGGUUGGGCUCACCUUCCACCUCCACAAGGAUGUGCCUGUAGCCAUCUCAAAAAACAUCCAACAAGCGCUAGAGGACGCCUUCGCUCCACUCGGCAUCGAUGACUGGAACUCCAUCUUUUGGGUGGCUCACCCUGGUGGUCCGGCCAUCCUUGACAUGGUGGAGGCAGAGGCCAAGCUGGACAAAAGGCGGAUGCGUGCCACCAGGCACAUCCUAUCCGAGUACGGCAACAUGUCCAGCGCUUGUGUGCUCUUCAUCCUCGACGAGAUGCGUAAGCGCUCUGCUGAGGACGGACACGCCACCACCGGCGAGGGCCUAGACUGGGGCGUACUCUUUGGUUUCGGCCCCGGUCUCACCGUCGAGACUGUGGUCCUCCACAGCGUCCGCACCACCGCUGCAUGAUCCAUCUGCAACGUGCUUAUAUAUACGUCACCACAAUAAUCCUUGCUAGUUUCCUCGAAUGCAUAAUCCUUGCUAGUAAGCGCCUUGAAUUCAGUAAUUGGGUCAUAAGUAUGCCCAUGCCAAACAUGGCGUCCUGUACCUAAACUUGUUGCGUGUUUGGCUAGGCCAUGAGCCUCAAAGUUAAAAUUCCUAUGUUCAUGGAUAAAAGAACAGCUAUGAAAUAAAGACUUUGUGUUAUUAAUCUC